Messenger RNA from Acanthamoeba castellanii str. Neff, 327 nucleotides. RefSeq lists its product as uncharacterized. The transcript is spliced from 2 exons. The coding region runs from base 1 to 327 and encodes 108 amino acids. The record is from RefSeq and is a predicted model, not a curated record. NCBI's taxonomy places the organism in Eukaryota, Discosea, Longamoebia, Acanthamoebidae.
AUGCCGUCGACCACCGCGUCGAACUCCGUCACGCCAUCGGUCACCCGGUCACCUACCCCCAGCCCGCGCGUGGGGAACGGCACCGCCGCAGGACGGCGGCCGGAAUUGCAGGACAGCGGCAUAUCAGCCGCGGAUGCCCUCUCUGUGGGCGCGCCGUCUCUCAACGUCAUGAACAUCUCGCCCCUCUACGAGAACCGUACGGUGACUCACAGGAACGAGCUCUACGCGGGCGACGACGCGAGCGACAUGUUCGGUCCGCCUGCUCCAGGCGGCCUCAACAGGGACGAGGCCUUCAUCGCCCACACCAUGACCUGGGACGCCGUCUGA